CUCAGUAUUGCUUUGUCUACUUAAAUGGGUUGUCAAAAGUGGAGUUCUUGAUGGAGAGCAUUAAGUUGGUGAUUUCAAAUCUAAAACAUCCUUAAGAUUUUGUGACACUUAUAACCAACAGAUUUGUGACAAGUAUGUAAAAUGUCUUUUAUUUUGUUAAAUUAAUUAUCAGAAUAAAUAUAUGGCUAUUUUGUACUGGUUGUAGUUGUAACUUUUAUGUAAAGCCAAAAUUCAAUUUUUGUCUCACCGUCCUUUCACACACACAUACUUUCUAUCCCUAUCUCUUCACACCCACCCAGACCCGGGUCUCUCCUUUCGUUUCUGCUUCAACAAAAAUAAAAUAUAAAUAAAAAAUUCAAAAUGUACUUGUGUCGAAAAUGCAAAUAAGUUACAUUGCUUCCUACCGUAUUUAGGCAGGUUGUCUGAAUUUAGGAAAUCCAGUUUAUGACUCUGGAAUCAAGAUAAAGGGCUCUCCACCUUACCAGAUUCUCCUAAUUUCAUUACUGUAUAUCCUUCAAUUCAUUUUUCUUCAACAUGUCUUCUGUGAAUCUUGGCACUUGGUUUCAUGGCUACACUCUCUUCAAUCAAACAACCAGAUCAAGAUCUCAUCCAUUUAAAAAGAUACCAGUUACAUCUCCAAAAUUGAGAUGCCUACCCAUAUCCUUUGUCUCGCCAAGAUUAAACAGAUCCCUUUCAGUUUGCGCUGUUCUCACCAAACAAGAAACUCUCCAGGAAGAAGAAGAAAACCCAAAACCCGCUUUCGAUUUCAAGUCUUAUAUGCUUCAGAAAGGUAAUUCUGUUAACCAGGCCCUUGACGCCGCUGUUUCAAUCCGUGACCCCAAAAAAAUCCACGAAGCUAUGAGGUAUUCUCUACUUGCGGGUGGCAAGCGCGUGAGACCGGUGCUCUGCAUCGCUGCUUGUGAACUAGUUGGUGGUAAUGAGUCCAUAGCCAUGCCGGCCGCUUGCGCUGUUGAAAUGAUUCACACCAUGUCUUUAAUUCAUGAUGAUUUACCUUGCAUGGAUAACGACGACCUUCGUCGCGGCAAACCCACAAACCACAAAGUUUUCGGCGAAGACGUCGCGGUUUUGGCCGGUGAUGCACUUCUUGCCUUUGCGUUUGAACACAUGGCUGUUUCUACGGUUGGCAUUCCGCCUUCGAGGUUGGUUAAAGCAGUUGGAGAAUUAGCGAAAUCAAUUGGUACUGAGGGUCUUGUUGCCGGUCAAGUUGUGGAUAUAAACUCUGAAGGUUUAAAAGACGUGGGUUUAGAUCAUCUUGAAUUUAUUCAUCAACACAAGACAGCUGCAUUACUGGAAGGAUCAGUGGUUCUCGGAGCAAUAUUGGGAGGUGGAAGUGAUGAUGAAGUUGAAAAGCUAAGAACUUUUGCUCGGUGUAUUGGGUUGUUGUUUCAGGUGGUUGAUGAUAUUCUUGAUGUGACCAAGUCAUCUCAGGAACUUGGAAAGACUGCUGGUAAAGAUUUGGUGGCUGAUAAAGUCACUUAUCCUAAGUUGCUGGGGCUUGAAAAAUCAAGGGAAUUAGCCGACAAGUUGAAUAGAGAAGCUCAACAACAAUUGUCUGGAUUUGAUCAGGAGAAAGCCUCACCUUUGAUUGCUUUGGCUAAUUAUAUUGCUUGUAGGCAAAAUUGAUGAGUGUGUUUAGAUCACUCUGGUGUAUCAAGUAAAAAAAUUUAAGCUUACUGCAUCUUUACAGAUUUGCAGUUGAGCUUUUAAUGUCAAAUCCCAUUUCUUCUACAAUAAUAAGCUAAUUAGUCACUUACAAAUUUUUAAUUU
Pistacia vera is the source of this 1788-nucleotide messenger RNA. RefSeq names its product geranylgeranyl pyrophosphate synthase, chloroplastic-like. The transcript has a single exon. Gene Ontology annotation, biological process: isoprenoid biosynthetic process. NCBI's taxonomy places the organism in Eukaryota, Viridiplantae, Streptophyta, Magnoliopsida, Sapindales, Anacardiaceae. The record is from RefSeq and is a predicted model, not a curated record. Gene Ontology annotation, molecular function: geranylgeranyl diphosphate synthase activity. The coding region runs from base 535 to 1644 and encodes 369 amino acids.